Loxodonta africana (African savanna elephant) is the source of this 669-nucleotide messenger RNA. RefSeq names its product olfactory receptor 8K3-like. Gene Ontology annotation, biological process: sensory perception of smell; G protein-coupled receptor signaling pathway. NCBI's taxonomy places the organism in Eukaryota, Metazoa, Chordata, Mammalia, Proboscidea, Elephantidae. The record is from RefSeq and is a predicted model, not a curated record. Gene Ontology annotation, cellular component: membrane. The transcript has a single exon. The coding region runs from base 1 to 669 and encodes 222 amino acids. Gene Ontology annotation, molecular function: G protein-coupled receptor activity; odorant binding; olfactory receptor activity.
AUGGACAAACACAAUCUAACAGUGCUGAAUGAAUUCAUUCUGAUGGGAAUCACAGACCAUCCUGACCUGCAGGUGCCAUUGUUUGGGCUGUUCCUCAUCAUCUACAUGAUCUCAGUGGUGGGCAACUUGGGCAUCAUCAUCCUCACCAAGAUGGACUCCAAGCUACAAACACCCAUGUACUUUUUUCUCAGACACCUGGCUAUCACUGAUCUUGGUUAUUCAACAACUGUGGGACCUAAAAUGUUGGUAAAUUUUGUUGUAGAUGAAAAUACAAUCUCCUAUUGUUUUUGUGCUAUACAGCUAGCUUUCUUUCUCUUUUUCAUCACUAGUGAAUUAUUCAUUCUGUCAGCAAUGUCUUAUGAUCGCUAUGUGGCCAUCUGUCAUCCUCUGCUCUACACAGUCAUCAUGUCACAAAAGGUUUGUCCAGUGUUGGUGGCAAUCCUCUAUGUUUAUAGCACAUUUGUUUCUCUUCUUAUCACCGUAAAGAUUUUUAAUUCAUCCUUCUGUGGCUACAAUGCCACCAGUCUUUUCUACUGUGACUGUCUCCCCUUAGUAUCUUUGCUCUGCUCAAACACACAUGAAAUUGAAUUGAUGAUUCUCAUCGCAGCAUCUAUUGAUUCGAUUUCACCCCUUCUAAUAGUUCUUAUUCUUAUCUGCUUGUUUUUGUAG